CUUUUCUUUUCCUUUUUUUUUUCUCUCUCUCUCUCUCUCUCUCUCUUCACAGGAUCCAACGAAAACUCAGAAAGAGGAAGUUCGGGCGAGAGUGUUGGCGCUCGGCGAAACUCGCGUAAAAAACGGGACUGGCUGCCUGAGCGGGUCGCCUUUCCACGUGGGCGUCUGGCCGAUAAAUGGGGAUGGCGUGAGGCAGCGCGCAGCCGACUGUUGCCUGGAAAGCCAGAGGCAUGGUUGCGACGGGCUGCUCCGGACUUCGGGAGGAGGACAGGGACGCGGAGGCGGGCGCACCGCUCCGGGGCCCGACGCGCGCCUGGAGCCGGGAGCUGCGGGGCGCACGGCUCUGGUCCUUCGUCGUCCCCCUGGUGCUCUUCGCGGCCGUCCUGGUUCUGCUGAUCGCGGCCGGAGCCAAGACGAGGUGCCCACCGUCAGCUGACCACCAGACGGGGAUGCAGCCCAGCUGGAUUUCACCAGACAUUCCCAGAGCCAGGCUAACAGCAGCUCCCAGGGAGGAGAAACCGGAGGGAGAAUAUCUUCGAUGGCAGUUCGAUCUGGGCCACGCAUACUGCCGGGGAGGCUUCAACUGCUCCAGCGAGCACCUGUUGGUUCCCAGGGAGGGCUACUACAGGGUUUCCCUGCAGCUCACCUACGAAGGGGAAUGCACCAACGACACCUCUGGGAAGAGGCUCGUCCAGGAGGUGUACGUCUUCGCGGAAGACUAUCCCCAAGACGUGGUGCUGCUGUCCGCCGUCGACACGGCGACGUGCGCCGCCAGCUCCUGGAGUAAAUCCCUCUACACGGCCGGAACGUUCAGGCUGAAGGCCAAAGACAAACUGCGCGUGAAGGCCAAGCAGCGCCGGCUUUUGGUCAAGACAGAAUCCCAGGUGUUCUUCGCAGCCGAACUGCUCCCGGAAUGAAAGGGGCCGGGCCAGAGGUUGACUGUUUCCCUUUUUUUUUUGUUUUUCUCCGGUUGAGUUUGACCGUUCCCCUUUUUUUUUGGGGGGGGGGGGUGGUUGUCGCUCACCAUAACCUCUCCCGGCGGAAUCGGAAGCAGUGAGUAAUUACUGGUUUAUCCUCUCGACAGCAAGUCACGGGCUGCGCGACGCCAAACUGUCUCCAGCUCUCGUAGAUGCACACGCAGCUUUAGCCCUGAUUUUGAAUAUAAUCCCAUAUGCUAAACGGCGCCUAGAUCUCCUUAGCUCGAUUCACACCUCGUUGUUUCAGAUGCAUUUUCGAAAUCGCAGAUGUUCAUUGACUGGAAAGUUACAAAACAAUGUCCAAAUUGAGGAUCUGAAGGGAAUUAUGUCGAAAAGGUGUGGUCUGAGAGAAAAUGGUGAAUUGAGUUGCUCAAAAUAUUGUAAUCUGGGCUGUUUUUAAUCAGGUUAAGUAGCUGUUACUGAAAAUGGCAAGAAAGAGAGAAAAAAAGAUGCUAUAUAUAUCUAUAUAUCAGGUGAUAUAUUUAAUAUAUUUGUCAUUUUAAAACGCAAAUGUGAACCGAAGCAUCUUCCUUAAACACGGCCAUGAAAUCACAAGACUGGAUGAAUGAGAGCCUGCAGAUAGACGAUUAACCUAGUAGGGCGGUAAACCCCCCUGUGAGUGAGAGGAACGCUGAUAGUGUGAGAAAAAGCACUAAAAAGCAGACAUCUGAAAAGCCAAACUGUGUAAGUUUGCAGACCCUCGAGGGAACUGUUAUUUUUCACUGUGUGCCAUUUACAAAGCAGGCUUACAAAGAGCACCAAAGCUAUGCUACAGGGAUGUUUUUGUCUUAAUUCCUAACAGUUAUGUCAAUUUAAGAAGUUUAAAAAAGGAUUUUACAAGCUAAACACCUUUUUUAAGAUUCUUGAUUGUGUGUGUUUGUUCUGUUUUGGGGUGUGAAGGGGGUGGGAGUGUGUGUCACCGUGGGUUAGAGUCCCGGUUAGAGCUGAACUCUCUGGUGACGCGUAGCGGGAGCAUCAACCAGUGCUUCCCGCUACCUGAAGGAUGCUGAGGAUGGAACCGCUUUUGUCCUGUUGUUCUUUUUUUAGAAACUUUGGGCUUUUAUUCCACAUCAACAGGAUGUCCUGUUAGGUUAUAAUUUUGCACAAAUGAGAGGCUUGCACAGAACUGUUUUGUAUAUGCGUACUUCUAAGCUAUAUAUAUUUUGAAUGUAAUAAAUGUAAUAAUUUAAUUCCUUAUCGGCUUUGCAGUGUCGCAGUGGCGUUUUCCUUUUUUUGGUGGAAAAAAAACUCUCAUGCAAUAUGUGAACCGUUCCUGAUUGUACUUGUUUGAAUUGUCUUUGUUUGUGAAUGGCACAGGGUUUCUGAAAAAUACAUUAAAAAAAACUUGAUGGUGCAAAGACUAAAUUUUCUUUCUUUUAAUGUGGGAUUGUG
Molecule: messenger RNA, 2369 nt
Organism: Menidia menidia (Atlantic silverside)
Lineage: Eukaryota; Metazoa; Chordata; Actinopteri; Atheriniformes; Atherinopsidae
Source: the annotation of a GenBank genome assembly